Molecule: messenger RNA, 2991 nt
Organism: Anthonomus grandis grandis
Lineage: Eukaryota; Metazoa; Arthropoda; Insecta; Coleoptera; Curculionidae
Product: anillin-like
Exons: 4
Coding region: 1277-2890 (537 amino acids)
Biological process (GO): actomyosin contractile ring assembly; septin ring organization; mitotic cytokinesis
Cellular component (GO): actomyosin contractile ring
Source: RefSeq, a predicted model, not a curated record
AGAUCCUAUUCAUGAGGAAGUCUCGUUACUGGAAUCGAAUCAAAAUAUUUCACAAAAAAAUCCCAAAAUAAUAAAAACUCAGGAAACCUCGACUGCUAUACAAACACCUAUCCUGGAUAGUUGUUCGGACAGUGGCAUUUCCGCGACAUCCGCAUCGAAAAGGGAAAGGAAAAAACUGCAGUUUUCCAGUAAUUUGGUGAAGGAAUUUGAGUCUGAUCUUCCCGAAAACAAAAUGAUUAUCCUAGGACAAACGUGCAAAGCUAAAUUUUAUGAGGUGAGUUAUUUUUUAUAUAAUUGCAAAAAGGAAUUUAAAAUUUUCAAUUUCUAGACCCAGUUGCCUCAAAAUGUAAAAAUACUUCUAUUUACAAAAGAAAUUUUCUUAACCUUUAGUCAACUGGAACAGAGUCAGGUACAAGUGGUAACUCUUCCUGACUCAGAAGCCAGUCCUGACCAGAGUCCAAAUAUAUCAAAAUGUGAAAAAAGUCCUCCAAAACCGAUAAGAUCUGCACAUCGAAUGAAGUUGAUUCUGGAGCAACAAAAGCGUAACUCCUUAAAAGUUAAUGAUAAUGAAACGUCUAAUUCAAUGGUAAAUAUUCACUUUCCUUAUACCACAACAUCGUCUACGACCAAUGAAGGUCUUGGGUACAGAAUUCAAUGUAUUUACUUGCAGUUAUUGGUCUAAGGCAAAAGUUAAAAAGAAAGCGAUAGCGUUUCGCCUACUCUCCCUCUACUAAUUUCAUCCCGACGCAAAAUUAACGUAAAGAUAGCCGAGAUAUACGGCGUAUUGCAUUUUCCAUUCCAGCUGGAAAAUGGACUGUUGGAAAUCGAUAUAGCAUUGCUCUUCUUUUUUCAAACUUAACGCUUUGACUAUGAAUUUCUGUUAAUGCAUGGAUAUUUUGGCACCCCAGAACAAAUUGCUAGGCCGGUAUAUGACCAAAACUUUUAGGAUCUAAAAUCGAUUCUCAGAAACCCAGAUAACAUCAUCCCAUCAUCCAGCGAAGAUGAAACGACUGUAAGAAAGCAACAAUAUAAAACCCAGCCGAAAGCAACUUAUGCUAGAGUCAUCCCAAGAAGCUUCAGACACUUAACAACCCCAGGCGAUUCAUCUCCAGAGCCCGCUUCUACUUCUUGCACUACCUCACGAAACUCCAAAGAAAUCCUAUCAUCACCACCAUCAUCGAAAUCAAAUUCAAAAGACAGCUUGCCCACCUUACCUGGAUCAGAACAUUUUCUUCCGAAAGUCAAUUCUUCAUGUAAUAGUUUAAAUGUCUCUACAAUGCAGAAUAAACACAUUUGGUCCCUAAAUAACUUUAUACCAUAUAAGUGCCGAAUCUGCAAAGAAGCAAAAAAUUAUUAUUGUGAUAAAAUUGAGACGACAGUGGCUCUUGUACAUGAACCCAAUUGGUCUCUGGAUAAGACACGGCCAAAGAGUUCGAAUAAACCAGAAGAAGAGCCAAAGAAACAGGUUUUAUGCCAAGAACACAAAUUGGAUAAAGGUAUUAAGAAGCUGGAAAGUGAAAAUGCACUCUUCGACGAAAAUAAGAUUGAAAGUUCCGGAUCGUCAGUAGACAGCGAUGGAUUAGAGGCAUUGGUCACUGACCAUUCUAGUGUUUCCCAUUUUUAUCAUAGUAAUAAAAAUAAGAAAGCAAUAUCGAAAAAACCUAAAAAGAGCUUAUAUAAAAAACAGAAUGAAUUAUAUAAGGCAUUGAGGCAAACCAAAGAUCGAAUUUAUAAGGUCAUGGUGGAAGCAUCGAAUGCUUUACAAGAGGCUAAUAAAACGGUGAGGAGCAACAUUGAUCAAAUUUUGGUAAUACAGAAAGUUUUACUAGAAACAGGUGAACGAGUGCAACUAGUAAACAAACGGAUUAGCGAUAUGUCGUAUGCUCAAAUAAAUGACGAUUGCCCCUACACAGCAACAAUCACUUUAUCUAAUAUUGAUCUUUUAUUGAAACCCAUUGGCCACAAGAAGAAAUAUGCAAAAUAUACUGAAAGGUUCCUUAUAACAAUUUCCCAUGGUCUGGAUCUGUUUGUAUCGGAGUUUAUGGAGGAGCAAACUGAUCUGCUAUCCUUGAGUCGCGCUUUCACGUUUGAGAAUGUUUCUCCAGAUUUUGAAAUUAAAGUCAAGCUAUUUUUCAUCCGAUUGAAAAACCAUAGAAAGUACAUCAACUGGAAAAGAUUGUUAAAGUCCUCCACUUCUAAAAUAAUUUAUCAAGAUUACGUAGAAAACCAGUUUCAAGAAAAAGAAGUUUACAAGACGUCUUUUCAACUCUGUGCAGAGAUGACACUCACUAGGGACCAAAUUGAGACCAGCUCCUCAACGCUCAUUACUUACCCCAAAGUUUUUCCUAGAAUAAGUGGGAAAAUCCAACAUUGCAUACGAUGUAACACUGAUACCAAUGUGAACAUCAGUGGAUUUUUGGAUGUGGGAACUAACAAAGGAGAAGUUACAUUCUGGUAUACUAGAUAUUGCAUUCUGAAAGGAAACGAUCUCUCGAUCUACUCUGAUCCAAAUGACUGGCAGUUUGAUAGAGAGCCAAUUGAAAUGAUCAACUUAAGUUUUUGUUUAGGACCGAUUACGAAAAAGGUGACUUAUUUUUGUUUUUUGAGGACAAUUAUUGUUAUUGACCAACCAUUUCAGAUUAACAAUUGUUCGAAGCCAAGAUGUUUCCAACUGACGACUGUUAGGCCAAACAAUGGAUCGCAAAAAGCGACCCUUAAGUCAAAACCAAAUUUCAUUCAAAAGCAGUUUUAUUUCCAUGCCAGGGCGAAAAGCGAGUAUGAGGAAUGGACGAUCCAUCUGGAUCAACUGUAUCACUCAUUGAUGCUUUUUAAAAAAUUAUUUUUUAAUCAGGAAUCUGAAGAAUAUUCUAAGAACAUCUUAGAAAAUUGACUUUCUUUGUUGAAAAAGGAUUCAGGGAUUUGUCUCUGUCUUAAUAAGUGAUCGGAAGAUAAAGCUUUAAUUGUUUAAGACUCAAUAAAUAGAAUAAUAAG